CUCAGGGGGCGGGGUUUCGUCGUAAUACGGGUGGGAAGACAAAUCCGGCAGCCUCGGAGGCGCGGGUGAAUUUUCCGGACACGUUUAUUGUUGCAUCAGAAAGCCGGGACAGAGAAAGAUGGCAGGAGACCAAGCCUUUGAUUAUGGCUUCUUACUGCGCAUAAGCGAGGACGGCCGCAGGGCCCAGGCUCUGAACGAGUACCUGAGCAGCCGCAGUUACCUGGCAGGCUACGGGCCCUCGCAGGCGGACACAGACGUAUUCACGCUUUUUCAUGGUUCGCCUCCUUCAUCGCAGUAUGUGCACGCUCUGCGCUGGUACAGGCACAUAGCCACACUGCAGCCUCGAACCGACGGCCAGGCCUCAGACUCCACAAAGGGAAAGAGGGUGCAGCCUCCCUGGUCUCCACCGGAUGGAACUGAACUCCCAAAGCUUAGACUUUACAACAGCCUGACCCGGACCAAGGAGCUGUUUGUACCUCAGCAUGGGAAAAAGGUUUUGUGGUACUGCUGUGGCCCCACCGUCUAUGAUGCUUCCCACAUGGGUCAUGCCAGAUCCUACAUUUCUUUCGACAUCCUAAGAAGAAUACUGAUGGACUAUUUCAAAUAUGACGUCUUCUACUGCAUGAACAUCACCGACAUUGACGACAAAAUCAUUAAACGAGCCAGACAGAAUCACCUGCUGGAGCAGUACAGAGCCAAAAAGCCCAAAGCCUCCCAGAUCCUCCAGGACGUCUUAACCGCUAGAGAGCCCUUUAAAGUCAAGCUUGCAGAAACCACAGACCCUGAUAAGAAGCAGAUGUUGGAGAGGCUGGAUGCAGCAGUGAUGGCUGCGCUGACUCCAUUACAGGGGUCGAUGAAGAGCGGAGCUGAGGAUGCUGCCGUUCAGAGCCAAGCUGAGGUUUUACUGGAAGAAGCCAAGGACCUUUUAUCUGAUUGGUUGGAUUCCCAGUUUGGCAGCCAAGUAACAGAAAACUCAAUAUUCUCCCUCUUACCGAAAUACUGGGAGGGAGAGUAUCACAAAGACAUGGAUGCCCUCAAUGUUCUUCCACCUGAUGUCCUCACACGGGUCAGUGAAUAUGUUCCAGAGAUUGUGGAGUUUGUAAAGAAAAUAGUAGACAAUGGAUACGGUUAUGAGUCUAACGGCUCGGUGUAUUUCGACACUGCAAAGUUUGAUGCUAGUUCAGGACAUUCGUAUGCUAAACUGGUGCCAGAAGCAGUGGGUGACCAGAAGGCUCUGCAGGAGGGAGAAGGAGACUUGAGUAUCUCAGCAGACCGGCUGAGUGAGAAGCGUUCACAGAAUGACUUUGCCCUUUGGAAGACCUCUAAACCUGGAGAACCGUCCUGGGAGUCUCCAUGGGGGAAGGGGCGACCUGGUUGGCACAUCGAGUGUUCAGCCAUGGCUGGCUCCAUAUUAGGUUCAUCUAUGGACAUUCAUGGAGGAGGAUUUGACCUGCGUUUCCCUCAUCAUGACAAUGAACUGGCACAGUCCGAGGCCUACUUUGACAAUGACCACUGGGUGCGCUAUUUCUUGCACACGGGCCACCUUACCAUCGCCGGCUGCAAGAUGUCCAAGUCUCUGAAGAACUUUAUCACCAUUAAAGAUGCCCUUGCGAAACACACAGCAAGGCAGCUGCGCCUGGCCUUCCUCAUGCACUCGUGGAAGGACACACUGGAUUACUCCUGUAACACCAUGGAGUCUGCCAUUCAGUACGAGAAGUUCAUGAAUGAGUUCUUCCUGAAUGUGAAAGAUAUCCUGAGGACUCCCACUGAUAUCACAGGUCAAUUUGAGAAAUGGGAGGCGGAGGAGAUCGACCUGAACAAAAGCUUCUACGAGAAGAAAGAAGGCGUUCACGAGGCUCUGUGUGACAAUAUCGACACUCGUACAGCUCUGGAGGAGAUGAGGGCUCUGGUGGGUCAGAGCAAUACUUACAUUGCUGCCAGAAAGAGUGCCAAACUCCUGCCGAACCGCAUGCUGCUCCAGAGCAUCGCUCACUACCUCACCGACAUGUUCAAGACUUUUGGGGCAAUCGAGGGAACAGAACCAAUUGGAUUUCCUGUUGGAAGAAAUGACCAAAAUGUUGAUCUGGAGAGUACAGUCAUGCCCUAUUUAAAGGUGCUCUCAGACUUCAGGGAAGGUGUCAGAAAAAUUGCAAGGGAACAAAAAGUGACAGAAGUACUGCAGCUGUGUGACGCAGUCAGAGAUGACAUCCUGCCGGAGCUUGGAGUCCGUUUAGAAGAUCAUGAAGGACUCCGCACUGUGGUGAAGUUAGUGGACAGAGAGACUCUACUCAAGGAGAGGGAGGAGAAGAAGAAGCUGGAGGAGGAGAAGAGAAAGAAGAAAGAGGAGGCAGCCAGAAAGAAACAGGAACAAGAGAUGGCUAAACUGGCAAAGAUGAAGAUUCCACCUAGUGAGAUGUUCCGCUCAGAAACGGACAAGUACUCCAGCUUUGAUGACACGGGUUUCCCUACACAUGAUGCAGAAGGGAAGGAGCUUAGCAAGGGACAGAGCAAAAAGCUUCGCAAGCUUUACGAAGCUCAGGAAAAGCUGUACACUGAGUACCUCCAGUCAACCCAGAACGGAAGCUGAGAACACUGGGAGUGCUGCAUCAAUCCGCCCAUAGUGUCUGCUCUCCUUUUGUCCUCUGGUGGUUGUUAGAUAUAAAACAGCAAGAAUUUCUGACGUCACGUGUCAUGGUGCUAUGUCAUUGUCUAUAGUCUUAUGUACAUGAUAGGAAAGGAUGAUGUCUUUGUGUUGGAGCUAAACAUUGCUUUGGAAACAGGAAUAUGUUGACUGAUAAGCUCUCCGCUUUGUUUUAUAGCUAACGAACAGAGGAAGGUGUUGGAAUGUCAUUUUUCUAAUACAGAAGGCUUUUAUAUUGUAUUUGAAGGGUAUUUAAUGAGCAGCAAAAUUUCUGAAUAGUUGAUGUUCUAUAACAUCAGUAUGUAUGUGAAAUAUUAAUCAGCUAUUAUAUUAUAACAAGCAGAUUUUUUUUUUUCUAAAGCACUGUUUACAGUUACCAAUAAAAUGACUGACUUAACCAGCAUAAUGAUAACAGGUAUACUUUCUCUAACUCUACUAUAAUAAUGGGUUGUAAAAAAAAUUGGCAAGGAAAAAAAAAUACAGUUUUUAAAUUAUUGUGUGCUAAGGAACAUUUUGCUCAAGGUAGGAAGAGGUUCUGUGUAGCAAUUCUUUAAAAAAAAAAUGAAGCAAAAUAAAAACCAAAUUGUGGACUUGUCAGUGAUCCUGAUGCUUGUUUACAAAAUGGACAACAUAGGAUUUUGGAAAAUACUGUUUUAUAUUUUUCAACUUCAGCUACACCAGUGAUUAAUAAAAACAAAAUGGACCUUGAAUUCAAAUAAAA
This is a messenger RNA of Pangasianodon hypophthalmus (striped catfish), 3362 nucleotides long. RefSeq names its product cysteinyl-tRNA synthetase 1 (gene cars1). Gene Ontology annotation, biological process: cysteinyl-tRNA aminoacylation. Gene Ontology annotation, cellular component: cytoplasm. The transcript has 23 exons. Gene Ontology annotation, molecular function: ATP binding; cysteine-tRNA ligase activity. The record is from RefSeq and is a predicted model, not a curated record. Bases 119 to 2587 code for a protein of 822 amino acids. Lineage: Eukaryota; Metazoa; Chordata; Actinopteri; Siluriformes; Pangasiidae.